AUGGGAUCCCACGCCUAUGAAGAGGAGUUCCUCUUCCGUUCAUUCACUCCCGAGUUGAAAGUCUUUGAUUUUGUCGACGUAAAAAUGGAGGAAUGCGUUGAGAAUCCGUGUUUAAUCCCUAACGAUCAUCAAUCCCAUCGACCACCGCCAUUGCCCAUUCACGGAUUGAGAGUUGCAGACUACCAUGGAUCAACAUCAGUCUCCCCAUCGUCAAGUCUCUCAUCACCAUCGGAUCUUAAGACGGAUUUCGGUGCGGAUUUCUGCUCGCCUUUAUGUGUGAACCCAUUCUCGGGCGGAUCCGCCUCAUUUCUGCACUCGCCGGCCAGCAGUAGCAGCAGCCCGUUUGGUGUUCCAUUUCACGCUCAGCACGGAGGAAAUGGCAGCAUUCCCAACUCGGCUCAAGGAUCGCUUCCAUCGAUGUGCGGCAGUCCAUUGCCUCCAGUUUCUCAUUUCUCUCAGCAUCCAGUGCAAACACAAGGACAACUUCAUCACGCUCCACCCGGGAUGAUCCCAGUGACGGCGAUGGGUGGCGGGUUCUUUGUGGCCGCAAACGGUCAACAAAUAUUAGGCCAUCAAAUUGCUCCGCCAGCAACUCUCCACCAUCAUCCGAUGCAGCAAACGAAUCACUAUUUCACCCAAAAUGUUCACGAUGCACAUGACGAUUCGUCGGAAGAGCACGGUCGUUCCCCAUCUCCUCCAUUGUCUGAGGGAGACGGUGAAGGGCUCACCGCUCUCCAAGCCCAACACCGAUCGAGAAGCAAAAUGCACGAGAUGGCUGUCAGGCAAAAGCUCAUCACAGAUCAGGACUCGCGGAGCUCCGGUUGUGUUCAAUUGUCAUCCGAAGAGAAAAGGACACUUGUGCAAGAAGGCUACUCGAUUCCCCAGAAGUUUCCAUUAACAAAAUCGGAAGAGGAAGCACUGAAGGUUGUUCGUCGAAAGAUCAAGAAUAAACUCUCCGCUCAAGAGUCCCGUCGGAAACGCAAAGAAUACAUGGAUUCUCUGGAGCAACGCGUGCAACUUUACUUCAACGAGAAUCAGCAAUUGAGACACAAAAUGAAACAGUUGGAGAUGUCCAAUCGUGGUCUCCUUUCUCGUCUCAAGCAAUUGGAGGCGAUUGUGGCGCCAAACGGGCAAAUUCUGGACGACGGAAUGAAACUUGAAGCUAAUCAUGGAUUAAUUCUCAAUUUUCUGAUUGUGGGGAGUCGAUGGCAAGUGUUUGAGCUUUUGGGGAAAGGGUCGUGGGGAGCCGUGCAUCGAGUCGUCGAUGUCAACAAACGGGGCAUCGAAGCGGCACUCAAAGUCGAAAGCACCGAAACCGAGGAUAACGGAGUACUGAAGUUGGAGGUAGAGGUGAUGAAGAAGCUGACAAAACGACCGCACACCAUUCGCUUUUUCGAUGCCGGGAAGCGCUCGAAAUAUUCCUACUUGACAAUGUCGUUGUGCGGUCGGGAUUUGGCGACACUCAAGAAAUCGCUGCAUAGAGGAAAAGAUGGGAAUCCGCCGGGAUUCUCGCACUCGACCACUCUUCGCAUUGCCGUCUUUGGACUCUACGCCCUCAAACAGUUGCACGAGGUCGGCUACGUGCACCGCGAUGUGAAACCGGCAAAUUGGGUGAUUGGGCUAAGGGGACGCGAUCGAAAGUGCGUCUAUCUCAUCGAUUACGGAAUGGCUCGCGCUUAUGUGACAAAGGACAAAAGCGGAAAAGAGAUCCUACGAAAGCCCCGACACAAAGCUCUGCUGAGGGGAACAAUCAGAUUCGUCUCUAUGAAUGUGCACAAUCGGGGCGAGCAGGGACGAGUCGACGAUUUGUGGGCUCUUCUGUAUUCCCUUGGACAUCUUUGUGAGGCGGGAUUACCUUGGAGUGGUGACAAGGAAGAGAAUGACAUUAAAGAGAAGAAGGGACAACGCGAUCAAGAGGUUUUUAAAAACUGUCCGAUCGAGUUCGUUGGGGUGGCGAAAAUGUUGCGCACUCUCGGCUACGAGCAUCGCCCCGAUUACGCGAAGAUCUACGAGACGCUCAUUGAAGGGAUCGACCGGCUCGCCGCAAAUUUCAGCGAUCCGUACGAUUGGGAGCAAAAUCAGUUGCCCUCCCCAGUGCAGACGUGCUACGAAAUGUCAGUGCGCGAGCGCGCCACGCAUCGACCGAUCACACAACGCGAGCUCGAUUUUCAAAGUUUUCCGCAGACGCUCCCCGCCUCGUUCAAACAGACUGACAUGAAAAUU
Molecule: messenger RNA, 2223 nt
Organism: Mesorhabditis belari
Lineage: Eukaryota; Metazoa; Nematoda; Chromadorea; Rhabditida; Rhabditidae
Source: the annotation of a GenBank genome assembly